Messenger RNA from Coregonus sp. 'balchen', 7266 nucleotides. The record is from the annotation of a GenBank genome assembly. NCBI's taxonomy places the organism in Eukaryota, Metazoa, Chordata, Actinopteri, Salmoniformes, Salmonidae.
GCCAUUGUAGACACAGUUGACAACCUUCUGAGACCAGAGGCUCUGAAGUCCUGGCAUGAUAUGAACAGCACGGAACAGACACAUGCUGCUACUAUGUUACUGGAUACCCUGGAGGAAGGCGCGUUCGUCCUUGCCGACAACCUAAUGGAGCCGGCUAUUGUGAAAGUACCUGCUGAUAAUAUAAGUAAGUAAUUGAAUUUCCGGUAAACAAAUAAUAAAGCAUGCCCAGUGAUUUGAGUGCAAUCAGUCGUUUUUGAUGCUGUACGCAUAUUUCAACUACUCAUGUCAUGAAAUAAAAUGAGUCUGUUCUAUGAGUUCAGUGAGUAACGUUUGCUUUCACAAUGUACAUUUAAAACAAAGUGAUGAAUUUCAGACAAUUUCCAGGUUCUUAGAUUGUGUUGACUUGGUUUAUAAAUAUGUACGUCUGUGCCAUGUAAUUCUAUACAUUAAUGUGAACAUUACCCUACUGCGGAGACCUGUGAAGUACAAACAGUGUUUAGACGCUGUGUCCUCCUUUAAUCUCAAAUAUCUCGGGACAUGAGAGGGAAGGAAUGUAAAAUGUUUCACUGUGCAUUGCAACUACAUUUCUUUUUUUUAUUCAAAUGCUUCAAUUUUAUCUUGCACAUCCAGUCUUUCACUGGAUUUUCACAAGUGUACUGUAUCCCACAAAGGGACUCAACAUGGUCUAAAGGAUCACCUUGGUUCUGACAUUUUAACUCAGCAGCCAUAUUGUUGUUGCAUAGAAUCACUUGAACAAUGUCUACAGUGUCUGUAGUACCUAACACCCCCGCACUCUUGCGUCGCCUUAGGAAUGUAAGCAAUCACGUCCUUGGCAUCAACAUUUUCUAUUCUCUUUUUUAUUGCCCUCUUGUCUUACUCAAAACACACUGUAACGUCUGGUAUCUCUCUCUCUAUCUCUCCCGGUCUCUCUCUUUUCUUGUCUCUUUUUUCCCCCUUCAUUAUCACCAAAACCCCAGUCCUGGAUGUGUAUGUGCUCAGCACGGACGGCCAGGUUCAGGAUUUCAAAUUUCCACAGGCCAGCAAGGGUGGUGUUUCUAUCCAGCUGUCCUCCAAUACUGUCAAGCUCAACAGUCGGAAUGGUAAGCCCCAUACACCCCCCUCUACGAAAUCUCACUUCAUUCACAGGCAGAGCUGCAUGCGGGUGUUUAUCCCAAGUGUGAGUGUUAGCUCAGACUUUUUGUUCCAUUCCAGUGUCUAUGAAAAGGUGAAGAGUAUGUCGAACGGUCUGUCAAUGCAGCUUGUCAAAACUGACAAUACACAGUGAUUACUCCGUGGGACUGUUAGAUAGGAGCGACCACUAAGGAUUUGAACCCUAAAACCCAGCACCAUGAUAUUUUCUGAAGAAAACUGACAACUCCCACUUAUAUUCCCUCAUGGUCUAGUCCGUCUUUUUAUUCUCUGCCCUUAGUGUUUUUUUAACACUACAGUUACUGCUGCUUUUAUUUUAAAAGAACAUGUUUACCUAGCCGCUUACCUAUUCUGUUUUUCCUUUCUUCAGGGGUUGCCAAGCUGGUGUUUGUUUUGUACAAAAACCUUGGGCAGUUUCUCAGCACUGACAACGCCACGAUCAAAAUGUCCAACGAUGCUUAUGGGCGGAAUGUGUCGGUGGCUGUAAAUUCGGACAUCAUUGCCGCCUCCAUCAACAAAGAGUCCAGUCGCGUGUUCAUCACGGACCCUGUGAUUUUCACCCUGGAACACAUUGAUGUGAGUCUUCCUAAGCUAAAUUAAUGGAGAGGUCAUAAAACCGCUGGGAAAGAGAAUAGCUUUGGAUAAAAGCGUCUUCUAAAUGGCAUAUACAGGUAACCGCCAAAAUAAAGGAAACACUUGAGGAAUACUAAGUAUAUUGAAAGCAGGUGCUUCCACACAGAUGUGGUUCCUGAGUUAAUUAAGCAAUUAAAACAUCUCAUCAUGCUUAGGUUCAUGUAUAAAAAUGCCCAGUUGCCCAUUAUUCUAGCUACAUGGCUAGAAGAGGAGAUAUCAGUUACUUUGAAAGAGGGGUCUCAAAGGAGCAUAGGGGUUUAAAGCAGGGGUUCCCAACCUUUUUUCCCCAGGGCCCCAUUACAUUUAAACAUUUCAUUUGUUUAAAUUUCUUUAGAUUAUUGUUUAUUUAGAUAGCCUAUAUUAAAUGCACCAUCAUUUUGUUUAAUUUGAGGGACCUAGGAAAUGUUGUUGUUUUGAAGCUCAGUUCCUGCAUUUCUACGUAGUUUAACAAGACUCAUUACUAUAUUAAUAAUAAUGAUAAUAAUAGUAAUAAUAAUAAUAAUAAUAAUAAUAAUAAUAAUAAUAAUAAUAAUAAUAAUAAUAAUAAUAAUAAUAAUAAUAAUAAUAAUGAACAUGGAAAAGUCUAGACCUGAUUUCCCAAAAUGUUAUUCCACUACCAAAUAUGUUUUAUUAUGAUAAUUUUCAUGAACCUUCAAUUGAAUAUUCUGUUUUACAGAAGGUGAAUAGAUCAAUUGAUAGCGACAGAAUCACACAUUGUAUAAGAUUACUUCCCAAGCAAAGUAACAUUUAUUUGCGUCCUCGACUUAUCAUAGCGGUAAAGAUAUUCCCAUGUGUAUCAGAGUUGCGUCUUCCUCUGUAAUUUUACCGCUUGUUUCUAGCCUAAAGCAUCAUGGAUUUAUGUGUUGUUUUAGAUUGGUAUAGACAAUUGCGAUCACGUUGGUAUAUGUGUGUGUGACUAAGACGAGUAGGUACGGUGUCUCAGGCGCCGCUCCAGAAUCUCCAAUAAGUGUUCAGUUGGGUUGAGAUCUGGAGUCUGAGACACACACACACACACACACACACAAACACACACACACAGUUUAAAGGGUGUGUGUGUGUGUGUGUGUGUGUGUGUGUGUCUCAGACUCCAGAUCUCAACCCAACUGAACACUUAUUGGAGAUUCUGGAGCGGCGCCUGAGACACCGUUUUCCACAACCACCAACAAAACACCAAGUGAUGGAAUUUGUCGUAGAAGAAUGGUGUCGCAUCCCUCCAAUAGAGUUCCAGACACUUGUAGGAUCUAGCCCAAGGCGCAUUGAAGCUGUUCUGGCGGCUCGUGAUGGCCAAACGUCCUAUUAAGAUACUUUAUGUUGGUGUUGCCUUUAUUUAGGCAGUUACCUGUAUAUAAAUAUGUAUUUUUUGUUUUCCACAUUUUGUUGUGUUACAGAAUGAAUUCAAAAUUGACUAAAUAGAUUGUUGAGCUCAGGUGCUUGGAGUCCACCUGUGGCCAAUUCAAUUGUUGUUUGGACAUGAUUUAGAAAGAAACGCACCUGUCUAUAUAAGGUCCCACAGUUGACAGUGCAUGUCAGAGCAGAAGCUAUACCAUGAAGUCCAAGGAACUGUCCGUAGAGCUCUGAAAUAGAAUUGUGAUGAGGAAUAUAUCUGGGGAAGGGUAUAAAACAAUUUUACAUUUACAUUUUAGUCAUUUAGCAGACGCUCUUAUCCAGAGCGACUUACAGUUAGUGAGUGCAUACCUUUUCAUACUGGCCCCCCGUGUGAAACGAACCCACAACCCUGGCGUUGCAAGCGCCAUGCUCUACCAACUGAGCUACAGGGGACCUACACUUCUCGAGUGUUCAAAGUUUCAAAGAGCAUAGUGGUCUCCAUCAUUGGGAAAUUGAAAAAAUAUGGAACUACCCAGACUCUGCCUAGAGCUGGCCGUCCGACCAAACUGAGCAACCGGGCAAGAAGGACCUUGGUCAGGGAGGUGACCAAGAACCCAAUGACCACUCUGACAGAACUACAGAGUUUCUUUGGCUGAGAUGGGAGAACGUACCAGAAGGACAACAGUCUCUACAACACUUCACCAAUCUGGGCUUUAUGGGAGAGUGGCCAGUAGGAAGCCACUCCUGAGAAAAAGGUACAUGACAGCAUGCCUGGAGUUUGCAAAAAGGCACGUGAAAGAUAAUGAAAAUAUUCUGUGGUCUGAUGAGACAAAAAAUUAAUACAAAGCUCUAUGUCUAAAGAAAACCAGGCACAGCUCAUCACCCGUCUAUGCUACUGUGAAGCGUAGUGGUGGCAGCAUCAUGCUAUGGGGAUGCUUUUCAGUAGCAGUGAUUGGGAGACUGGUAAGGAUAGAGGGAACAAUGAAUGGAGCCAAAUAGAGGGAAAUCCUUCAUCAGAACCUGCUUCAGAGUGCAAACGACCAUAGACUGCGGUGAAGAUGUAUGUUCCAACAGGAAAAAUACCCAAAGCAUACAGCCAAAGCAAUGGAAUGGCUUCAGAACAAAAAUGUGAAAGUCCUUGAGUGGCCCAGCCAAAGCCCAGACUUGAAUUCCAGUGAAAAUCUAUGGAAAGACUUGAAGAUUGCUGUUCACCGCCGCUCCCAUCUAACUUAGCAGAACAUAAGAAAAUCUGCAAGGAAGAAUGGGAGUAUCCCCAAAUCCAGAUGUGCAAAGCUGAUAUAGACAUCCCGAAGAUGACUCAAAGCUGUAAUCGCCUCCAAAAGUGCUUCUACAAAGUAUUGACUCAGGGGUGUGAUUACUUAUGUAAAUGAGAUAUUUCUGUAUUUAUUUUUCAAUGCAUUUGCAAAAUGUUCUAUUAACAUGUUUUCACUUUGUCAUUAUGGGGUAUUGUGUGUAGAUUGGUGAGAAAAAUACUCAUUUUAAUCCAUAUUGAAUUCAGGCUGUAACACAACACAUUUUGGAAUAAGUCAAGGGGUAUGAAUACUUUUUGAAGGCAACAUAAGGAUAUAAAUUAUUCCCAUUUUAUUUUAUGGAGGAACAAACUAAUUUAUAGAUUAGCCAUACAAUGUAGGAUUAAAUUACUGGAGAAUCAAUUAUCCUUUAUCUUUUAAAGUUGUCAAGAGGGACUCCCAGAGGGCUACUCAUGAGUCUGUUCUUUAUCAAGGAAAUUGUUCAUUUCCAAAGACAAGCCGGCCCACCAAUUGUAUAAACAAACAGUAAUAACACGAGGAAUAAAUACACAAUGAGUAACAAUAACUUGGCUUUAUUUUUUUAUUUAACUAGGCAAGUCAGUCAAGAACAAAUUCUUAUUUACAAUGACGGCCUACACGGACGACGCUGGGCCAAUUGUGCGCCGCCCUAUGGGACUCCCAAUCACGGCCAGUUGUGAUACAGCCUGGAAUCGAACUAGGGGGUCUGUAGUGAUGCCUCAAGCACUGAGAUGUUGUGCCUUAGACCGCUGCGCCACUCGGGAGCCGUUAUACAACGGGUGGGUCUAAAUCCUGAAUGCUGAUUUGUUAAAACCACAUUCCAGCCGGUGUCUAUUCCACAAGUUACCACCGGCUAAAUCUAUGACGUUAAAAUGCCUAUUUACUCUGUUCCAUCUGACUGCGCAAUCCACUGUCUCAUUAGCCCAGCCAGGCACUUUAUAAACUUGAUCUCCACUAUAAAAAGCAUCUAGACAUUAUCUCACAUUUCUUUUAGACUAACAUUUCAUUUUCAACAGCAGAGAUUUGUAUAAACCUUGCUGUCUGUCUCUCCGACAUUUGCAACAUUGUUUCAAUAUUCAAAUUCGAUCUCCAGCUGUCCAAUAGUAAUGAACGUGUCGGGAGUCGGGACGAGACAGACAGGCAGCGUUUCUCAACCAGUCGAAAUCAUGAAUCAGCUGGCAUAAUUUUUUUUUCAAUUGAAAAAAGGUCAAACGAAACGAAAUGCAGCUAGUUUACAGUCUUUCCAGCUUCAGUUUGAAGUGAUUGUGUUAGCUGUGUUGUUGGCUAGCUCCUCUGAACAACAGUGUCCUGACGAGUGAGCACAUUUUCUAUGCCAAACAAAAUCGCUCCUCAUUAGCUCAUUGUUAUGGAUGUAUCCAAAUAAAUGUCACUAGAAAACAGCAUAAACAAAUGCAAAUGCAGCUACUUUGCUGUUAUUCUGGCUGCACUUUUUGACGUGAAUUUAAGUUAGCCGUAGUUGGCUAGCUAGCAAGCAAGGGAUAAGAACAUUGCCUGCCAGUAUGGCAAUGGAACGGAACCAAUAGAACGAAUGACCAGCCGGCUUGGGUAGCAACCCUAGAUCUUCUGGAAGGAUGAAAUAGUAUGAAUAAAUUCAUCAAAUUAACGUUUCUAAUGAAAAUACAGUGCAUUCGGAAAGGAUUCAGACCCCUUCCCUUUUUCCACAUUAUGUUACGUUACAGCCUUAUUCUAAAAUUGAUUAAAUAAAAUAAAAUCCUCAUUAAUAUACACACAAUACCCCAUAAUGAUCAAGCAAAAACUGUUUUUUAGAAAUGCUAGCAAAUAUAUUAAAAAUAAAAAACAGAAAUACCUUAUUUACUUAAGUAUUCAGACCCUACGCAUCCUGUUUCCAUUGAUCAUCCUUGAGAUGUUUCUACAACUUCAUUGGAGUCCACUUGUGGUAAAUUCAAUUGAUUGGACAUUAUUUGGAAAGGCACACACCUAUCUAUAUAAGGUCCCACAGUUGACAGUGCAUGUCAGAGCAAAAACCAAGCCAUGAGGUCGAAGGAAUUGUCCCUAGAGCUGCGAGACAGGAAUGUGUUGAGGCACAGAUCUGGGGAAGGGUACCAAACAAUGUCUGCAGCAUUGAAGGUCCCCAAGAACACAGUGGCCUCCAUCAUUCUUGAAUUGAAGAAGUUUGGAACCACCAAGACUCUUCCUAGAGCUGGCCGCCCGGCCAAACUGAGCAAUUAGGGGAGAAGGGCCUUGUGUCGGGACUUCGUCUCUGGCCUAACAACAACCGUGCCAAUAUAUCCUCCAAACACCGGCUUCUCGGGCAUUAUCACUUAAAUAUACACAGGGUACCAUUACCGAGUCGAUGUGCAGGGGUACGAGGUAAUUGAGGUAGAUAUGUACAUAUAGCAGCGUAUGUGAUGAGUCAAAAGAGUUAGUACAAAGAGGGUCAAUGCAGAUAGUCCGUGUAGCUAUUUGGUUAACUAUUUUGUGAUGUUAUGGCUUGGGGGUAGAAGCUGUUCAGGGUCCUGUUGGUAUGGCUUUGGUAGAUUUAACAAGUACGCAACCAAAUUAGAUAUUAUAUUUUUAAAUAAAUAAAGGAAAUGCAUUAUGCACCUCUCCUUUAUCAAUGCAGUAUCUUUAUGCGAGUGGUAAAAUGGUAAUACGUUCUGUACAUAUUCUGAUUUGGACAGUCAGUUAUUUCAACACUUAAUCUCAUCAUCAGAUGGACCACUACUUCAACUCCAAUUGCUCCUUUUGGAAUUAUUCUGAGAGGAGCAUGAUGGGAUACUGGUCCACCCAGGGCUGCAAGCUCCUGGGCUCCAAUAAGACCCACACCACCUGCUCCUGCAGUCAUCUCACCAACUUUGCAGUUCUCAUGGCACAUCGGGAAAGCUCG